CCUGUAUCGAGAGGUCAUGCUGGAAAACGCAAGGAACGUGGCCUCCCUAAGUGACGGAUGGGAUAUGGAGGAAUCUAGCCAAGAGGCAGCAGCACUUUUGCCAAAAGGCAGGAAGAAAGUUGUAGAAAGGUUGUUGGGAAACCAAAGGCCUGAGGAAAACCAGUUAAAAGGGGGGCUGGGGAAGUGCUCUACUUUUCAGUGUGCAGAUAUCAGUAUCUUCUGGGCCAAAGACGAUCACCAAGAAAAAGGAGUGUGUCCAGGGUCCGGAAAAAUGCUCAGAGAUGAAUGGGGAUUAUGCGGCUGUUGCAGAAUCCACUAUAUAGAGAAACAAAAUGAAAGUGGGAAAUGCUCCAGAAGGACCUUUCCUCUUACUUUACAUCAGAGAAUACAAGAUGGAGAAAAACCACAUGAAUGCUUGGAAUGUGGAAAGUGCUUCAGUUAUCAAUGUCAGUAUAUUACACAUAACAGAAUCCAUACUGGAGAGAAACCGUAUAAAUGCAUGGUGUGUGGAAAAUGCUUCACUAAGUCAGGUUCCCUCACUUACCAUAAAAGGAUCCACACCGGUGAGAAACCAUAUGAAUGCACUGAGUGUGGAAAACGCUUCACUGAGUCACGUUCUCUCACCUCCCAUAAAAGGAUCCAUACUGGGGAAAAACCAUAUAAAUGCCAGGAGUGUGGAAAGAGCUUCACUGUAUCACGUUACCUCACUUCCCAUAAAAGGAUCCACACCGGUGAAAAACCAUAUGAAUGCACUGAGUGUGGAAAACGCUUCACUGAGUCACGUUCUCUCACCUCCCAUAAAAGGAUCCAUACUGGGGAAAAACCAUAUAAAUGCCAGGAGUGUGGAAAGAGCUUCAGUCAAAAACAUCAUUAUAUUGUACAUAACAGAAUCCACACUGGGGAGAAACCAUAUGAAUGCCAGGAGUGUGGAAAGAGCUUCACUGUAUCACGUUACCUCACUUCCCAUAAAAGGAUCCACACCGGUGAAAAACCAUAUGAAUGCACUGAGUGUGGAAAACGCUUCACUGAGUCACGUUCUCUCACCUCCCAUAAAAGGAUCCAUACUGGGGAAAAACCAUAUAAAUGCCAGGAGUGUGGAAAGAGCUUCACUGUAUCACGUUACCUCACUUCCCAUAAAAGGAUCCACACAGGGGAAAAACCAUAUGAAUGCAAGGAAUGUGGAAAGUGCUUCAGUUAUCAAUGUCAGUAUAUUACACAUAACAGAAUCCAUACUGGAGAGAAACCGUAUAAAUGCAUGGUGUGUGGAAAAUGCUUCACUAAGUCAGAUUCCCUCACUUCUCAUAAAAGGAUCCACACCAGUGAGAAACCGUAUGAAUGCACUGAGUGUGGAAAAUGCUUCACUGAGUCACGGUACCUCACCUCCCAUAAAAGGAUCCAUACUGGGGAAAAACCAUAUAAAUGCCAGGA
Molecule: messenger RNA, 1428 nt
Organism: Python bivittatus (Burmese python)
Lineage: Eukaryota; Metazoa; Chordata; Lepidosauria; Squamata; Pythonidae
Source: RefSeq, a predicted model, not a curated record